CCUCGAGCGACGCUCACGACAGCACAUCGCACACUUUGACUCAUUCCACUUCUCCAGUAACGACAAACGUUCAACGACAAGGGUGCCUAAUCAGCAUCACAACUGCAUUGCAAGCAGCUACUGCUUGACUCAAUACCAUUUGCAUCGCCACCACCACCCAGAGGAGCGGCCUCACACACUGCCUACCUUCUGGUUGAUUCCGGAUUCGUUGUCUCGGCGAGUGAUUCGCACCGGUGCCAUCGUCGACCCGUGCGAAACGUCGCAUUCCCAGUAACGUCUCGACUUACAAGAUCUUGGUUCCCACUUGUCUAUCGCAAGCAUGUCGUGGCUGUGGGGAUCUAGCACCAACGCCGAGUAUGAGGAGGCCGUUGAGAAGGCAUGCUCGCCACUCAAGCUCCCAUACCCUCAGGGAGAAGACAUUGCCCUCAACCUCGAGAUCACAGACAUGAUCCGCUCCAAGGCGGUCGAGCCAAAGCCGGCAAUGCAAGCUUUGAAACAGCGAGUGGCCAGCAAGAACGGCCGCGUUCAGAUGUAUGCCUUGAAUCUUGUGGAUACGUGUAUCAAGAAUGGUGGUGACCACUUCCUGGAGGAAAUCGCAAGCAAGGAGUUCGUUGACGAAGUGGCUGGCUUGAUCAGAUCCUCUAGCACGAACCCCGAGGUCAAGAACAUGGCUCUUGGUUUGUUCCAGCAGUGGGCGGUUGCAUUCCAGAACAAGAAGGACCUCGCCUUCCUCGUCGACGUUUACCAUGAGCUCAAGAACUCGGGCAUCAAGUUCCCGCCUCCACCCGCGAGCCAGAACGCGCACUUGUUUGAAACGACCACUGCCCCGAAGUGGGUUGACUCGGAUGUCUGCAUGCGCUGUCGGACUCCAUUCACCUUCACGAACCGCAAGCACCACUGUCGCAACUGUGGCAAGGUGUUCGACCAGCAGUGCUCUAGCCACAACAUGAGCCUUCCUCGGUUUGGGAUCAAGGAGGAGGUGCGCGUGUGUGACGGGUGCUGGAUUGCUGCAGGGAAGAACAAGCCGGCGCCAGCAGUGCCAGCUCGUACCCCGCGGUCGCGACACGACUACGACGCCGACCUGCAGAGAGCUAUCGAGCUUUCCUUGGCCCAGUCGCACCCUGGCAGCAAUGGGCUGAUCGGCUCUGAACCGCCGCUGUUGAAGAAUGGGUCGGGUGACGACGACGACGAGCAACUUCGCCUAGCGAUUGAGGCCAGUCUUCGGGAGUACAAUGCGAGGCCGAGCGCGCCUAUCGGCAGCGAGGAGCCCGAGUUCAAGCCGCUGCCGACGUUUGACCUUGCACCCAGAGAGACCGAGACGAUCCUCACCUUCUCCAACACAUUGGAUCAGAUGGCCGCCUACGGCGAACGAGACCUUCGGCGCUUCCCGCACGCCCACAUCCUGCACGACCAGGCCUAUGCCCUUGGGCCGAAACUCCAGCGUAACAGUGAGGAGAAGACGACCAAGGCGCAGAUGCUGGCCGAGAUGCAGGGUAAGCUGAGCGAGGCAGUGACACUGUACGGUCAAAUCUUGGACGGCCAGCAAGCGUACGCCGCGCGCAAGGCGCAGGAGGCCCAGCAGCAGCAAUACGCCCAGCAGUACCAGCAGCCUUAUGGCUACCAGCAGCCGUACGGCCAACCCUACCCCUCAGCAAACGGCCACUACGUCCCUCCUGCUGGUCAAGCCUACCGGCCGCCUCCCCAGGCCGCGGCGCCCCAGGCAGCUCCGGCCGCCCCCUCAAUCUACCCCGCGAUGCCGACACAGGCGCCGUACCAGCAGUACCAGGCACCUCCGCAACAACAGGCGUACGGCGCGUACCCCGCAUACCCUCAACAGCAAUGGGCACCACCCACGGCGUCGCGACAGGGUUCAUACGCGGCGCCGUCGCCGGCUGCGGUCCAGUCUCCUUCGGCGCCGCCGCAUGCGCAGCCUCAUGCUCACCAGCACGUCGCCGAGCCUCAACAGUGGACUGCACCUGAACCAUCUCUUCCCUCUGCUCCGCCACCGGUCGACAUGGCUAGCCACCCGUCCGCCUCGCCCACGAGCACGACUGCUGCCCUUCCCUUGGCGCCGUCAGCGCCUGCUCGCUCAGCAAGCUACACGUCGCCAGUGGUGGCCACCGCCCCUCUUGCCACCUCACCACUUGCGUCCCCUUCAAUUCAGAGCCCGCAACGUGCUCAGACUGGCCUCUUCUCCGUUCCCCCGCAACAGUACGCUGCCCCCGUGGCGCCGGUCGCCGCCGUCGCUGCUGCUGCGCCCGUUGCCGCUGUUGCCGCUGUCGCCCCGGUGGCCGCCCCUGCAGCCGCGGCCCACAACCCGUGGGGCGGAGAGCAGGUCCAGGCAGGACAGUUCUACUCUGCCUCCAUGUUCCCCUCUGCUCCCGACGGUGGACUCGAGGUCCCUGCUGCCCCUGCGCUGGAGAAACCGCGGGAGGAGGCGCUCCUCAUCGAGCUCUAGGAAUCGAGGCAGUCGCUGUAUGUGUACCCCCCCACCCAUUUAGAAGACAUGGCUGUCGACCAGCUUAAUAGUGCAUAGGAGGAAGCAUUGAAACAUUGUACGAAACGAUGCAUGAGGCGUGAGACAGUGCUUGUUUAGAAUUGUCCAAUGACGAGACGCUAGUCGAGGCCACUGCUCGUAGCCAGGUAUAUAGGUAUUAUCGUGCCGUUACAGUGUGUAAAGAGGCAGUGUGUCAUAAAGUCCAUAGUCCUGAAUCCAGAAAUGGCAGAGGCCUCGACAAGAGACGUCUGAGGGGAAUAGGAUAGGGUGGGGUGAUGGCUACUGGUAAAUGUCAUGGAUGCGGAUGGGUGGUAGAACAGUGCCAGGUUGUGCAGGGUAAUGCUAUAUGUAAAAGUGAGUGCAAUGGUGGUAGGGGGACGGACGGGGUGGGCGUUCCGGGGUGAGCGGUCGAGGCCAGCUCGGGCCCGGGGUUUACGACGCGUUGGUUACGCGCUUGGGGCGGGGCGUCUGCUCAAAGUCGUCGAGGCCGCCACCACUACGACGCCAGCUCGAAGGAGGUGGGCCGCCAAUCUCGCUCAUGGCCAAGCCGGAGCCGCGGCGAGUGUGAGUGGCACGGGCAGGUCGAGGGGGCGUUGAACGGGAAGCAGGGCCAGGGCCAGACAUGCCGUGCGCGACGCUGGCUGGCCGGCCAGAGAUGAUGUCGGUCGCGCCAGACACGCGGCGCGCACGCGUGGCAGGAGAGCCGCCAGGGCUGUCUCCGCCUGGGCGUCCAGUGAAACCGGCCACUGGAGGACCAAACUCGCCGCCAAAGACAGACUGAGCUGGUGCGCCGUAACCGUACAUGCUGCCGCCGCCCAUCGGAGGCAUACCGCCAGGCAUGCCCAUUUGCAUACCUGGGAACGCCAUCUGCGGUGGUGGUGCGCCGAAAGCACCUGGAUAGCCAACGGGAUAGCCGGGAGGGAAAGCGCCAGGAGCGAAACCUUGAGGGUACAUGCCGUGUGGCACAGGCGGUGGCUGCUGGUACGAGUAGCCAUAGGUUGGUGCGGGGAAGCUCAUGCCCGGCAUGUGUGGUGCCGUCUGGGCGGUGGAGGCCACAGAGCCGCGCUCCCAUGCGUCUUCGAAAUAACGCGAAGCGGCAGCCAUCCACUGCGCCUGCAUCUGCUGCUUCAUGGCAGCUUGCGUCGCAUAGUCGAGCUGAGGCUGGCCAUACGGGAAGGCACCUGGAGUAGCACCGCCGAGCUGGUCAAACGUCGUCGAUGGUCUCUCACGCGGGACGGCACCUUCCACACGAGGACGGUGGCCGUCAGCCCAGGAGCGGCGUGACGGCUGGUCAUGCGAGUGCGGCGUCAUGGGCUGCUGGGCCGACGAGUCUCCGGUUAGACCAGACUGAGACGAGGCAGGCGAAGCAGUGUGACGCGCUUCGACGGCCAAGUUGGCAAUCGAAUGUCUGGGUGAUGGCUGGCGAAGGCCAGCAGCAGGCGGCUGGGCACGCAGGCGAUCGCUGCUGACCGAGCGAGGCAUGUUGGCACGAGAGACAGGGCGGGAAGACUCCCUUGGCGGCUCGUCCGAACCAGAGCGGCCAGGUGAGAUCGUCGGCGAAGGAGACGAGGAUAAGGACCACUUGGAAGUGCUCGCAGUGACAGUUACGGGUGACGUAGGGUCGAGCAUCGAAGUUCGCGACGGCCCGCCAACUUCGCUUGUCGCGAUGCGAGGAACGACAUUGGCACUCGAGGUGCGCGAUGAUUCUGCCGAAGGACGCGACGAUCCGUGCACUGAAUUGCGCGAGGAAUCAACCACCGAGGCGCGCGAACUGCCCGUGUAACCGUUGACAGAGUUGCGCGAGGAAUCAACAACUGACGUCCGGGAGCCGCCACUGACGCCGUUGAGCUGACUGAGGCGCACAGACGAUCGCGACGAUUGAGGCUUCAAAGACGAUCGGGAAGGCUGAGAGCGCGCCUGGAAGGGUGGCUGAGGUCGUUCCAUGACAGAGGCACGUGACACCUUGUUCUUGAGUGUGUGCAAUGGUUCGUCCUCAUCCUCGGACUCAAUUUCCUCAACAACAGGAGCGGUUCGCGAAGGAAUGCGCUCACGGGGCUCGCGCAUGGCCGACUUGAGGGGCUUGCGCGCGGGCGGGGUCUUAUUGGAAUCCUCAUCGUCCGAGCUGCUCGCCCAGCCGGCCCUGUCUGCGCGUGGUUUCUCGGCAGCCUUCUUGACGGCCCGGCCAAAGCUCGAGUGAGGGACAGCCGGGGGCGGUGCCGGAGCAGUCUCAAUCUUUGGUGGAAUAGGCGUUGGCGAUGCAGUACGAUCACUACCAGGAGAGCGCUGCUGGGCAGUCUCGCUGGUGCCGGGCGAGGCAGGGUUGAAGAGACGAGUGGUCGAGGUGGACGCCGACAUGGGUGGGGUCGCCGUCACCUUGCCGAGGCGCUCGUGGAGGCUCAUCCUCGCUUCCGACGCAGAACCUGUGCGCUGACGAGGCUCGUUUUGGGCCAGGUAGAGCGAGGCAUUGACGAUGGCCGGGUCGAAGGCCUCCUCAUUUGGCGACUCGUUGUCCUCGCGCCUGACUGGGGGCACUUCGAGAGCAGGUUGAGGGUUCCACAAUCCAGAGAUGCGGCGCACGCCCUCGUCGAGAGCCGACAAGGGGCUGGUGAGGCCACUUGACAGCGAUGGGGACAUGCCACCGCUACGGCGAACCGGCUCGUCAUCGAGCUCGUCGGGCCUAGGAGGAAGCUUGAUGUCGUCCAACAUGGCCUGAGGCUCGGGAAUCCGGAUGGCGGCCGGGGGCGGUGGAGGGGGCGAUGUGCGCGGUGCGUUCCACGAUGAUGUCUUGGGGGUAGACACGACGCGGUUUGUGACGGACACGGGUGACUGCUGCAGCGGCGACAGCACAGGUGGGGACACCUCGCGGAGGCGGACCGGUGAAGCCCCCUCCGCUUGGGGCGACAGCUCACGACUGCGGAAUGGCGGCUGGUCGUCAAUGUGCAAUGACGUGGUGCGAAUGCGGGCCAAAGGCAGAGAGGUGGUUCGUGCAGGCGGCAAUUGCUCGGACACUGGGGCUUGGGAGGACGAGGCCUCGGCCGGAGGCGAGGGCAGGCGAUCGCGACUGAUGCCCGCACCCUCGUGCUUCGGCGGUGACCUGUCCUCGCGGGCCGCGCGUCUCACAGUGAAGGACACUGGGGCGUUUGCGGAUGGCGGUGCAGAUGAGAAUGAUGAUGGACGGAGAGGUGAAGCGCCGGGGCUCGAACCGCGUUCCGUGCGUGCAGAGGGGUCCUCUGGAGGUGAAAGUGCAAGGGUCGGCGUGACGAUAGCAGGCGCUGCUUCACCGUCCGUGAGUGACAGGGCCGAUGAGUCUCGCUUGAGGUGGGCCUCGUUGCGCAGAUUCGCGCGGCUGAGAGACAGGGGCAUGUCGUCGUCGUCGGCGUCGGUGAGGAUGGACGAAGAGGGACGUCGGAUACCCUUUCGGAAAGCGGCGACGCUGACUCUCUGGCUGUCAAUGGAGCCUGCCAGACUCGGUGGGCGAGCCAAGCGGGGCGGUGUAAGCGGUGGCUCAUUGUCUGCGGCAACAGUCGAGUUGCGUUGGCUUGUCGUGACGGAUGAAUCGCGAUGACCGGGUGCCUGGGUAGCCGCGGGCUCCCGCCUGACGUGUGAGAAGUACUUGUCGACACCGCCGUCGGCGUCGGAAGCUCCCGAGAUAUGACGGAAUGACUUGAGCUGGAAGGAGCCAUCGUCGACGCUUGGCGAUUCGAGGUCGACACCUAAUGAGACGCGGGAAUGUGUGCGCUGGAAAGGAAUGUGGAAUAGUGAUGAAGACGGGCGGCGCAAGGGCUGUGGACGAUCGCUGCCCACCUGCGAGGUUGGGCGGCCCUUGCCGUUGAGAGCAGGUGACGACGGCUUGUGUGAAACGUCGCUCGGACGCGACGUGCGUCGUGUCCUUCGGCCCUUCCAAAAGCCUGCCUUUGUCGUCUCGUCGCCGUCGGCGCGAAUCUCUUCGACUUCAUCGUGCUGCAGCCUGUCGGCCGACGGCGAGGGCGUCGGGGAGGGGUGCAUGUGGUUCAACGAGGUUGUGGACAGAGCAAGGCCCAUCUUCUUCAAUGGCGAGGGCGAGGUGGUGGAGGGAUGCGGGACGUCGCCGGUCGAGCGGCGCUCUUGGCUCAUUCGAGGGCGUUGAGGCAGCGGCCGCGAGCCAUUCGGGCGCUCGGUGCCGUCGGGACCGCGGCGGUGCUCGACAGGCGAAGGAGGAGGCAGCCUGGCGCGCUUUGCCUCUGGGCUCUCAAAGUUGAGCUUGCCCAGGAUGCCGCCGGCCUUUGUCCACUCUUGCGACGAGUCGUCCUUGAACUCUGACGCCGAGUGAAACGACUCGCUCCCCAAGGAAAUGACUGAUGAAUGCGCAGAGUUGCGAUAGUUGGCGAGUUGAUGCCUUGUGGGGGAAACUGUGUUUGUUGGAGGCGGUGGCGGUGGUGCCGCCCUCUGGUGAGGGCGCGUCGGUGUGGUGGAAUCGGAUGUGCGAGAGCUGCGAUCGGUGCGGUUCGAUGACGGAGGUCGUUCUGAUGUCGAUCGUUGCUGCGGUGAGGCGGAAGAGUACGUAGCAACGGGGGGCAUCGGGAUCGAGGGUGCUCGCGCUCGCACUGGGUGGUUUGGCGAGGUCGACUCGUAGGGGACGGCUUGGAGAUCAGACUUCUUGUCUCUCUUCCACGGGAGCACGCUUCGUGUUGUUUCCUUUGAGGCGCGAUCUGGUGGGUGGAGAGCUAGUGCUGAUGAGGACAUGCGACCCGGGGGCAAGGCGCCGUUGGCCGUAGCAGCAUAUUGGGGCACUGCGAGAUGGUUUGAGGACGCGGCACGAUGGACCGAAUUGGAGCUUGGACUAGAGCUCGCACUCUUCGUGUCCUGCGCGCCCGACGACGAGCGGAAUCGCCUGAAGAUGCCCAUUGCGGCGGCGAUGGACUCGGCGUGCGCUGCGUGCCAGGGCGGCUUGCGGCUGCUGUAGAGCUGCUACAACGACAAAAGGGAGAGGGGGUUGGUG
Molecule: messenger RNA, 7475 nt
Organism: Vanrija pseudolonga
Lineage: Eukaryota; Fungi; Basidiomycota; Tremellomycetes; Trichosporonales; Trichosporonaceae
Gene: VPS27
Product: Vacuolar protein sorting-associated protein 27
Exons: 6
Coding region: 320-2458 (712 amino acids)
Biological process (GO): receptor internalization; endocytic recycling
Cellular component (GO): early endosome
Molecular function (GO): phosphatidylinositol binding; metal ion binding; ubiquitin binding
Source: RefSeq, a predicted model, not a curated record